Colletotrichum godetiae is the source of this 1785-nucleotide messenger RNA. RefSeq names its product pyoverdine/dityrosine biosynthesis protein. The transcript has 4 exons. Bases 1 to 1785 code for a protein of 594 amino acids. The record is from RefSeq and is a predicted model, not a curated record. Lineage: Eukaryota; Fungi; Ascomycota; Sordariomycetes; Glomerellales; Glomerellaceae.
AUGGAGUUCUCCAAUGACGGUAGUUCCAUCUUCCACCGGUUCCAGGCCGCCUUCGUCCACGACGGGCAGGGACAGCUGCUAUACUGCACCGGGCCGCAGAAAGGCUACGUGCAGCAGCAAUGGGACUCGUCCAUCAGCCACAAACUCCCCAGCCAAAAGUUUCAGACAUCAACAGGAGAAAGCACAACGGCACCAAGCAAACCCGUGUCCGCAAACCUCGAUGGGCCGUGCCAGGGCUGGAAACUCUAUGAGAUGCAGCGGAGCGCUUCCAGCACGACGGCGGGCUUCAUCAUCGAUGCCGCCACUACGUCUCAGCAAGACACAUCCAGCGCACAGUUUGAUGAUUUUUUUGUCCAACUGCUCUUAGACCAAGCCGACUUUGCCAUCCGCGACCAUGAGCGGAUGAAGUGUGGCACCUCUACAGCCUCCCCUACAGACGCCACAUCCGAGAUCGUCAAUCUUUUUGACAGCUUUCUCAGAUAUCAGGGCAAAGACGAUCAGUGGGAAGCGAGCGGCAAGGCUUAUUUCACGGAGCGUGUUCGGCAUUUCAUCUCGCAGCAGGCCAGAAUCGAGCUCUGUCUUCCUGCAUUCCCGUGUAAAUCGUCAAAUACCAACAAGGUCCUCGGCAAAGCCCCUGACCGCGGAGAGCAACUCGCUCUCGAGCGACUUCACGAAUUUGUAGAGGCUAUCGAGAGAGUGUAUGAGCCCGGUGCCAAGAUGUGGAUUAUCAGCGACGGUCACGUCUUUAGCGAUUGCAUCGGAGUUGACGAUGAAGAUGUCGAUGUGUACGGCGAGCAGUUGAAGGAGAUGAACCGCGCAGUCGGCGUCAGCAGAGGCAACACUGACAGAAUUGGUUUCAAGUCGCUCGUCGACCUGUUUGAACUCAACGAGUCAAAGUCUCAGCAUAAGCUCUCGUCGCUAUCAAAGGAUCUCAACAUCCCAGACAUUGAGCACCACGUCGAGACGAAGCUGACGUUGGAGGCUGAGCUCUGCAGACGGAUCCUCAUGGCGGGCUGCCAGCCCCAGGAGUCUGCGGUGCGGGCCAAGAUCAAGUCCCAGAAUCCAGCCAUUCUGGCUUUGUAUCGCGGGUUCUCGAGGUUCAUGCUGGAGGACCUCGAGCUUCACCCUUUUACUCUGGGCAUGACACGAAGUCAGAGGAAGAAGUUGUCGCCUAAGGUGGCGUUUGAGAUGAUCAUGAGGAACCAAGCAUACUCUAAUCUAGUCGAGCUGCUUCUUCCUAACCAUGUCCGUCUCUCAAUUCACGCCCACAACAACGCCGGUCCCAAAUUCGGGAUUCAACUCUUCGACCCCGCCGUCGUCCGCGCCGUCGAGGGCCUCUCGCCGGAUGGUACGCCAAUGACCUCCCGUGACCUGCUUCACAUUCCCACGCCAUGGCAUAACUGCGUCGUCGAGGUGGAGGGCAGCCCGUACCUUCUCGUUACCAAGGCCAGUGUCCCUCGCCAGGCGGUGAGCCUGGGCGCUGUGACCGGUGAGAUCUCCACCAGGAAUGCGCCCUGCUUCGUCCUACGACCAAAGAAAAGCAACCCUUCUGCUGCUUCCAAGAGAAGUAGCGAGGAGAAGAAGGAGGAGGAUGAACAGGAGGUCGCCGUGGCGCCCGUUGCCCAAAGACCUAUCGUAGCCCCUGCACCAAUCCCAACUCAGAGGCCUAGGGCUGCUGCGAAGGGCAAGGGACGAUUUGACUGGGUUCGGAGGCUGGCUGCAUUCCAAGUUAUUGGCUGGCUUGGGAUGACUUUCUAUCACCGCUUUGUGGAGAUGUUUGUUUGA